Salvia splendens (bonfire salvia) is the source of this 2402-nucleotide messenger RNA. RefSeq names its product primary amine oxidase-like. NCBI's taxonomy places the organism in Eukaryota, Viridiplantae, Streptophyta, Magnoliopsida, Lamiales, Lamiaceae. The record is from RefSeq and is a predicted model, not a curated record. The transcript is spliced from 5 exons. Bases 123 to 2297 code for a protein of 724 amino acids. Gene Ontology annotation, molecular function: primary methylamine oxidase activity; copper ion binding; quinone binding. Gene Ontology annotation, biological process: amine metabolic process.
GGAGUGUAUAAACUGAAUAAACUCUCUCUCCUGAAGCUCAAAUACAAACACACUAUUAUAUAUGUAUAUGUAUGAUAUAGUAUCAAUCACUAUUCUAACAGAAGCACAGAGUUGAGUGGAAAAUGGAUGCAAGAAACGUCUUGUUCCUCUUCUCCGCCGUCCUACUCACACUCCUCACUCUCUCCAUCCUCUCCUCGCCGCCGUCCCACAAGGCGGAGCUGCUAGACUGCGCACCUCACUCUUCCCUCUGCCACCGCCACGCCUCCAACAAUCGCAAGAGACCCGCUUUCCUCCAAACUCCCACAAAGUACAUCCGGCGCCGCCACUCCGCCGCCGUCCCCCACCACCCUCUCGACCCCCUCACAGUGACGGAGAUUCACCGGGUCAAGGAAAUAAUCCAGAACCACCACUUGUUCAUAAACAAAGCCUACGCCCUCCACUCCGUAGUCCUCCAGGAGCCCGAGAAGCAAGCGGUGCUCCGGUGGAGGAACGGGAAUCCCCUGCCGCCGCGGAAGGCCGCAAUCGUGGCGCGCGUUGGCGGGGCGACCCUCGUGCUGACGGCGGACGUCGGCUCCGGCGAGGUGGUCCGCCACGAAACCGGCCGGCCGUCGGGGUACCCGACCAUGACGGUGGAGGACAUGACGUCGGCGACGUGGGCCCCGCUCGCCAGCGCUGAAUUCAAUCGGACGGUGGUGGCGCGCGGCGUCGAUUUGGCGGACCUUGCCUGCCUGCCUCUUUCCACUGGGUGGUUCGGCAAAAAUGAGGAGAAUAGAAGGUUGGUAAAAGUCCAAUGCUACACCACCGAAGGCACUGCAAACUUCUACAUGAGGCCAAUCGAAGGCCUAACCGUCGUCGUCGAUCUCGAUACCCACGAAAUAUUAGAAAUAACAGAGAAGGGCAGAGACAUACCCAUACCAAAUGCAGCCAACACCGAUUAUCGUUUCACGGCUCAAAAUUCGUACCAAAGGCUCGUGAAUCCCAUAUCGCUCGAGCAACCAAAGGGCCCGAGUUUCACGGUGGAGGACAACCAUUUGGUCAAGUGGGCGAACUGGGAAUUUCACCUCAAACCCGACCCGAGGGCAGGUGUCAUCAUCUCAAGGGCCAUGGUCCGCGACCCUUGGACCGGGGAGAUGAGAAAUGUUAUGUACAAAGGACUCACAUCAGAGCUCUUUGUGCCAUAUAUGGACCCCACGGAUGCUUGGUACUUCAAGACGUAUAUGGAUGCAGGGGAAUACGGGUUUGGGCUGCAGGCCAUGCCCCUCGACCCGCUUAACGAUUGCCCAAGAAACGCCUAUUAUAUGGAUGGCGUGUUUGCUGCGGCCGAUGGGACGCCAUAUGUUCGGUCUAGCAUGGUUUGUGUGUUCGAGAGCUAUGCAGGGGACAUAGCGUGGAGGCACGCUGAGAGCCCCAUCACCGGAAUGGAGAUUCGUGAGGUCAGACCAAAGGUGACACUGGUGGUGCGUAUGGCGGCGUCGGUCGCCAACUACGACUACAUUGUGGACUGGGAGUUCCAAACCGAUGGACUAAUUAGAAUCAAGGUUGGGCUAAGUGGAAUACUGAUGGUGAAAGGCUCUACUUAUUCCAACACCAACCAAGUGAACAAUGAAGAGGACCUCUACGGCACACUCUUGUCCGAGAACGUGAUUGGCGUUAUCCACGACCACUUCAUCACCUUCUACCUUGACAUGGAUGUCGACUGCGCCAACAACUCCUUCGUCAAAGUCAAUCUCCAACGCGAGUACGCCUCACCGGCAGAGUCCCCCCGGAUGAGCUACUUGAAAGCCGUGAGGAAGGUGGCCAAGACAGAGAAAGAUGCCCAAGUCAAGAUCAAUCUCCAUGAUCCGUCCGAGUUCCACAUCGUGAACCCUACCAAGAAGACGAGGGUGGGGAACCCCGUUGGGUACAAGCUCGUCCCCAGUGGCACCGCAGCCAAUCUCCUUGAUCCCAACGAUCCUCCGCAGCAGCGGGGCGCCUUCACCAACAACCAGAUCUGGGUCACGCCUUACAACACCUCCGAGCAAUGGGCUGGGGGCGCGUUCGUCAGCCAGAGCCAUGGCGACGACACUCUUCAAGUGUGGUCUAACAGGGACAGGAGCAUAGAGAAGAAGGAUAUUGUAGUGUGGUACACAUUAGGGUUCCAUCAUGUUCCAUGCCAAGAAGACUUCCCCAUUAUGCCCACCGUGUCUUCGAGCUUCGAUCUUAAGCCGGUGAAUUUCUUCGAGAGUAAUCCGAUUCUUAACAUUCCUCCAAACUUUGAGAAUGAUCUUCCUGUUUGCAAAGCUGAUGCAUCAGCUUAAUUACAUAUCCACUUGUGGAUAGGAAAUGAAUGCUUCGACAAAUCAGAGGUCUUCGUUUUCUUGUAUAAAUGCUUGGAUAUGGAAUAAUAAGUCUCUCUUUUCUCA